Artibeus jamaicensis (Jamaican fruit-eating bat) is the source of this 3519-nucleotide messenger RNA. RefSeq names its product raftlin family member 2 (gene RFTN2). The record is from RefSeq and is a predicted model, not a curated record. The coding region runs from base 546 to 2039 and encodes 497 amino acids. Lineage: Eukaryota; Metazoa; Chordata; Mammalia; Chiroptera; Phyllostomidae. The transcript has 9 exons.
UCUUGGUAGUAGCGGGAGGGAGGAGGGAGUGGACACAGGAAAGAGGGGAAAAGAAAAAACAGAAAAAAAAAUUGCAUGCCACGGUGUCUGAAUAUAUCCUCUGCUUGUAGAUGUUUCCAUCUGAGUUGCACUUUUGCCUUUUUAUUUCUGUUUUUGGACACCUCUUUUAUCAUCCAGCCAACUGGAAUAGACAAAGCACAGUUGGUGCCCUAAGCGACAGAACUCUGGUAGGGGGCUGGCUGUAAAUUGACGUGGCAUGGAAAUUCUCCGCUAAGUUGUAGCAGCUUGGAUGUUUCUCCUGAGAUCAAGCCCAGCCUCCCGGAGCUGUAGCUUAAUCAUGAUGGGCUCAACGACUGUUCAGAAAAAUGGAUAGAAAAAGUCUUCAGUUCCUUGCUUUGGACUCAGAUGUUUUCUUUUUGAGUAUCUAUGGUUUAGCUGAAAAAAUCAAAGCAGUUAAGUCUAUAACUUUCUUUUUGCAGCUUGAACAACAGAAUUUGCUGCUCUCCCUCCCCUGUCCUGCAAUUUAAUUCCUUACAGAUUUUGCCAUGGGGUGCGGACUUAGAAAGCUACAAGACCCUGAUGAUAGCAGCCCUGGAAAAAUAUUUUCUACUCUGAAGAGACCGCAAGUGGAAACAAAGACAGAAUUUGCUUACGAAUAUGUACUGCUGGAUUUUACUUUACAAGCUUCACCAAAUUCAGAAGUCAUCAAGAUAAAUUCAAUUCCAGACAUAGUGACAAAAGUGGAAGAUUACUAUCUUAAAGGAUAUAUAGUUGGGGCUAUUCAUCCUGUCAUACAACCUGUGCGGCAGAGAAAACACCUACCUGCAAGUUACCUGUACAGGGCAGUGCUAUCACGCUUGAAAUUAAGCCCGAAGCAUUCAUCAGCACCCAGUGGACAAAGACGCCCACGACUUGUGAUUGAGGAAUGUCCUCUAACUUAUGAAACACAAACAAAUGAUGUAGCAAAAGAACUGAUAGAAAAGAUUAAUGGAGCUUCUAAGAAAGGAAUGAGAUUCGUUGGGUUCAUAUCCCAGCAUUACCCACCAUUCUGCAAUGGAACCGACCCUGGUGGAGAUGCAGAAUCAACACCACACGAGCAACACUCCUCAGAUGAAAACUGGAAGAGCUGGACCGAGGGAGCAUUCAGCGGGCAAGCACCGGAAAGUGGGAUUGAGGAAGAAUUUCCUCAUGAGAGUGGACAGUGUCAAGUGGAACGAGAUGGCAGCCCCAGUUCCUCUAAAUCAAAAAAGGGAGAAGAUAACAAGCUCUAUAUAGCCUUCAAUGUUUUUGAUGAUGAGUCAACCUGCUGGACCUACCAGGAGGGCGUCCUGUCCGUGAAAGUAACGAGGAAAGGAUCUGUCAUUAGUACGCUCGACGCCGACUGGUUGGAGCUAACUACAUUUUAUUACAAGCAAGGCUUGUCUUUAAUUGACUCUUUUCUAUGCUGGGAAACAUCUAAAGGAGACCAUCUGCCUAAAUCUUUGGAAGGAUUCUUUAUCUAUGAAGAAGAAGGUUCUGGAGUUCCAGGUUCCAGUAGAAAAGGAAAUGAUGCCAUCGUGGUAGAACAAUGGACUGUUAUCGAGGGCUGUGAAAUCAGGACGGAUUACGGCCCCCUGCUGCACACGCUGGCCGAGUUUGGGUGGCUGCUGACCAACGUGCUGCCUACACCUAUACUGAGACACGACAGUGAAGGGAAUUUGGCUACAAAGCAGGUUGUGUUUCUUCAGAGACCAGUUAUAUGGAAUUCAGCGGCUCAAACACCAGAAAGGAAAGCCAGCCGGAAUAUAAAAGGCGAAGACAGGAACAAGGUCACCAGCAGGAGCAUUGGACUAGACACGGCUACGUCCCCACCUGCAGAGAACAGAAGCCCAGCUGCGGAGGGCCCGCUGUCCCCUCCGGGAGAGCACUGGCCGAAGGAGAAGAGGCCGGCACAGUGCAGCAGCUUCUCGGGGUUCAGCAGCAGUGACAGUGCCCUGCGGGAAUUCGAGGACGGACCCUUUGACCAGGAAGAUGGGGUGACUCAGGUCACGUGCAUGUGAGCCUCGCAGCAAAGCAACAGAAGGCCCUGUACGUGAUUAAAUAACUGCCAGCUGACGUGAUUGUAUUACUGUAUCUGCAUUUACGGAAUAGUUUGAAUUCUUCCAGGCUCAGGCUGACUUCUAAUCUCGGAAAACUUUGGCUCAACCUCCCAGACAAGGAAGAAUAACCAACACAUUUGUAAAUUUAGAAUCAUGUUUACACUGUUCCCAAAUAAAAACAUCUGUUUAAACAGAUGUUUCAUUAGGUUAUUAACUGAUAAUCUACUUCCUACAAUUCCCUAAGUAUCUCAACCAGUAUUUCACCUAAUUAGAAAGAUCUCAGGAACUUAGAGUUUUACAUAAACUGAAAAAUAAUGUCUCUCUCUCUCUCUCUCUGACUCUCAUUCACACACACACAAACACACACACACAUGCAGGGCUAAUAAUGAAAUCCCUAUUUCCUGAAUAUAACAAUAAAUCCAAAUUUUGUCUUUAACCAUGGAAUGUAUAAACAAAACAAACCCUAUUUGUUAAAAUAUUCUUUGAAAAAACAUCUUUUUGUUAUGUCCUUGCUUUCCAAAGGUCACCGUGUUACCAACCCUGUACUGACUCACGGACUGUAAGCUCUGUUGUUUAUAUCGGCCAGAGUAGGGAGAACAAAGCAGCUUUCCUUAUAUUCAAAGGACCCAGUCUCAAUAUUUAAAACCUUAGUUCACGGGAAGAAUUAAUUGUAUAUUGCAAAGGUAUGAAAAGGGAAAACAUCAACUUAGUGGAAACUGAAGUCCCAGUUCCAUCUGUGUAGGUUUGAGCUGUGCUCUCAUUUCGAUGGCUGCAUCGUGAGGGAGGUGGAAGUCUCCCAUCCUGGGGAGUGAGAGCACUGACCCGCCGUCCCACCUCGGCUUCUCGUGCGCUGCUACAGGGGCGCCUCUGCCUUGCCCUGUGUUUACCAGGUGAAGAUUAAAAUUCUACAAAAUAGAGGGUUUUCAUUGUUCUGUGAAAGUCUUACGUUGAAAUGUGGGAACCUUCAAAUGAAUUACAACUGACUUUGCCAUUUAUGAAUUCAACAUAUUAUAUAAUUUUAUUAGCAGUGGUGUUGACAUUAUAAGAUCAUCUGAAUAAUAAAAUGUCAUUUGUUACUGGGCUAUCAUUUUAUUAACACAAAUGUUUAUAUUUUAUACAUUUUAUGUAUUAUGUUUUAUCAAAUAUAUAGUAUAACUAACUAGGCCAAUCUCCAUGAAUUGUAGAUAAGGUUAACAUGAUAUUAUUCCAAUUGUACCAUGCAGAAGCAUUACCUUUAUAGGUGCAAAAAAAAUUUAAGGCCCUGGCUGGUGUGGCUCAGUGGAUGGAGUGCUGGCCUGUGAACCAAGGGGUCACCGGUUCAAUUCCCAGUCAGGGCACAUGCCUGGGUUGCAGGCCAGGUCCCCAGUGGUAGACACAGGAGAGGCAACCACAUAUUGAUGUUUCUCUCCCUCUUUCUCCCUUCCCUUCUCUCUAAAAAUAA